GGAGAUCUAACUUUGAUUCAUCUUUCAGAGUCUGUUGUUGAGCAAGGCUUUGAAAAUGCAGCAGGACGACGAAGAGAGGAAAAAUGAGUUUGUUAUCGAAGGCUUGGAAAAGAGGAUUAAUAAUCUUAAAACUUCAUUGAAGGAAAAAGACAGCAUGCUGCAUUCGCCCGAAGGUUCUCUCGCUGAAGCUCGAUCUCAAAAUGAAAAAUUGAGCAAAGAGCUGGAAGAAGCUCGAACACUUUUGGAAAGGAACUCAGAUCGCUUCAAUCGCGAGUCCGAAGCGCUAAACGUGACAAUCAAGGUCGAAGUUGAUAAGAAUCUUAAACAGAACGAAACGAUCAAGACUCUUCGGAAUAAAUGCUUCAGCUUUGCUACUCAAUGCAUCACUCGGCUGAAGGGUAUCUUCAAUUUUGUUGGAGCCGUAUCUGAAGAAGUUAAACUUUCUGCUGAUGAUAUUCCUGGGGCUCUUGGAUGUGUUGAGAAAGAGGUUGACGUCCUCGACAAAGUUAUAACCGGCCACGAUGAUUUCUGUGCGCUAGUGGCUUCUCGUGGCACGACUGCUGCUUUCAUCAAAGCUGGAUGUAAUCAUAUAAGAGUCGUUAAUAGGCCAAACUUCAGCCUUUCGUCGUCUGACCUAGUUGAUAUUCCAGCCGAAGCUCGAAGCAUAGGCAACAGAUUCAGCACUCAAAUCUGGGCGAAGGGCGACCGAGAGGUGGCUGAAGACGAAGCUCGAAACCUACUUAACAAAGGUGAUACUACCGGAAGCUAGUGAACCGAAGCAUGUUCUGGAGCGAUGAAGGAGACUUCAGAAUCUUCUCUUGUUAAUAUCUGUAGAAACACUUUUGGGGGGUUUUUUGUACAAGAAGGUGUAACAUUUGGCAAAGAAUUAUAAUUGAAUGUGAACAGAUUUUU
Zea mays is the source of this 912-nucleotide messenger RNA. RefSeq lists its product as uncharacterized. Bases 56 to 769 code for a protein of 237 amino acids. The transcript has 2 exons. The record is from RefSeq and is a predicted model, not a curated record. Lineage: Eukaryota; Viridiplantae; Streptophyta; Magnoliopsida; Poales; Poaceae.